CGGAGGAGAAGGACCGCAAGCGUUCCGUGUUCUUCGGGCGGUUUGUUUGAAGGGAGGAAGGAGACGAGGGGGCCGCGGCCAGCACGUUCAAGGAGGGCAAACCCGCAAAGCCUGCUCAAGCUUCUGUGCGAGGUUUUGAAAAGUCUAGAUUCUGCCAAAUCAUCCGCGCUGUCUCGCUUCGAAAAGCUUGAGGAGGAAGGUCGAUCACAGCCAGGUUGGGGGUCAAUCCAUUGUCUUGCCCUGCGUAGCGAUUUGGCGGUUCAGCAGGCCUCAAAAGGUGUGUAGUGGGUGGUGCUCGUGAGGAGUGCCAGCAGUUGCUUCAAUUGGCUCUAGAUAGCACUUGGAAUAUGCGCGGGUGCCUUUGGUGACUUGCAUAGCAGGGUGUUAUGGCAAGCGGCGCAGGAUUUCGGGCUGCGUCUCGCUUUCAGCAGUUUGCCAAGUCCUUCGGUGGGGCAGCACAGACCGCGGGGAGAAGGGCAGGAAGUACCGGCAUGGGAAAUGUAGCAGAGAGUGCAAGUAGCACAAGCUGUAAAGGUACAGCAAGGCGUGGGGCGCCUGCGAAUGUAGGAAGUUCUGGGCGGGUUCCGAGGGCGAGCUUGUUUGAGAGCGAAGGCAGCAUGCACCAUAGUUUUGCGAGUGCGUCGCGAAAACCUUGUGCAACCCGCUCAUUGUACCCGCGAUAUGCGAUCGUGGCGGCUUCUCGGUUAGUGUCGAUGCUGGGAGUGGAGGGCGAGCAUACAGCUUUGCAACAAGAUGACGACGGUACUUGAAUUCUGGGGCCAGAAGUAAACGCAAGCUUGACGUUGAGACAUUUGAGCAAGGCGUGGCUAGUAUCCUCAUCCGCUACAUUGCUUUGCUCAGAUGACGACGGGACAUGAGCUGCCCCGCUGCAGAUUCAUAGGUAGCUCUUCCGUGCUUGUAGAUGCUUGGGAUGACACGUGAAGCCGUCGACCUCUAAGAGGCUAGGUACUCGGACUCAUCUUUACGGGACAGAUUGGAAGGAACCAAAUUUGAACAUUGUGUCUAUACAUGCCUGCAGUCCAUCCCUUGGCCGGAGUGUUUCACACUCCUAGGUGAGCAAGUCGGUUGACAAAGUCGAACCAGACUGCUCAUCUGGUUAAUCAAAGGAGCAAUACUAUUGUACAUUGUAAAGCGGAAACAUUUUCUGGUAGACUUACGUAGAUUAGCCUGCAAGGUGGUCACUGAGUAUCAUCCAUCUGUCAGGUUGAGAAAAGGCAGCGGGUGAAUCAGCAUGCCCACACAAAAAUUGUGGUCAUCUGCCCUGGAGCUCCGCUUCAAAGUGUUAUUGCUCUCCACGGGCCAACUCGUGGCAAUGUCUUGCUGAAUGAAUGGUCCAG
Messenger RNA from Klebsormidium nitens, 1358 nucleotides. The record is from the annotation of a GenBank genome assembly. Lineage: Eukaryota; Viridiplantae; Streptophyta; Klebsormidiophyceae; Klebsormidiales; Klebsormidiaceae.